AUGUGUUCUGGAGGUGAACAAAACAUUUUGGAUACGAUGUUGAGUGCAAUUGUCAGUAAGAAAAAUUGCAUGGACUCACAAAGUCGCCUUGAGUCAAAGAUUCUGGCUGACGAAACUGUACAGAAACUCCGCGAGCUGGAGGAGUCUGGUGCCAUCAUAGACGACGAUACUAAAUAUCGCGUCCUUCAGCACAAAGCUUCCUUUUAUGCCUUGGAAGGACAAUGGGAGAAAAAUUACAAAGCAUUACUAGAACUUGAGAAAUUGAGACUAAGUGAUAGUUGUUUUGUAGAGCUUCAGCUUUUGACAGGAAGAGCAGAAAACUUCGUGUCUUCUUGUAAUUACAAACCAGUUAUGAAACGUUAUCAGAAUGCCUUGGAGCGUGCCAGGAGAAUAAAUCCUCCAGAUAAGCCCCUGCUGUUACGUGUUCUUCAGUACAUCGCUUGUCAUCUCCACAACGAGGGAAAGCUUGGCGAGGCUAAGCCCUAUGCUGACGAAAUGGUGGAGAUAAGCAGUUCAAUGCCACAUGAGUCUGAUUUGUACUUAAGAGGAAUGACCGCCGCUCUUAGUAUACUCAGCCAUUUUGAGACGCAGAAGUCGGAAGACAUGCUGCUGAAUAUCCUGAAAGAGAAAUGGCCUCAGAUACACAAGAGCGUGAUUAACGGUCGCUUGGAAACAAAUGCAACCACCAUCGAGGAUGGAAGCAGUGCCCACGCAUGCGACGUUUUAGAUGAUCUGAUUGAUUGCAUGAGAAUUUCAAUGAAAACAAAAAAGGAAGCCGAGGUGCUUUCUCCAUAAAGAGAGGAAACAUUUUCUUGACAGUAGCACAGAUCUCAUUGGAAAUUCGGAAGAAAUGUUUUGGUGAGGUUCAUCCACAGCUAGUUGGAAAUUAUAAUGAUUUGAAAGAAGCAUACGAGUUCUUAGGAAAUAGUGUGAAUGCAAAGGAAUGCUGUGAGUUGCUGAAGCAGUGCCUGACACUAACAACAAUGCAAGCCAACCACGGCUUGCCGCCAAUUGAUACCAACAUGUACUUUUCCAGAAGACUGAAAGAUGAUGGAAAUAGAUUGUUCAAGGCGGAGGAUUAUUUAGGCGCACAUAAACAUUAUAGUCAAGGUUUAAUUCUAUCACCAAACGAUGCCAAGUUGCUGAGUAAUAGGGCUGCAACAAAUGUAAAACUAUCGGAGAAGCAAUGCUCAGUGGAACAUAGACAGAAAUACCUUCGAGAAGCCUUGCAUGAUUCACAGAAUGCAAUUUCAGCAGACCCCUCUUGGGUGAAAGGGUAUUAUUGGAAGGCUGUCUGCCUUGCUCAUCUUGGCGAACGAGGUCCUUCACUUGCGGCAGCUGCUGUUACUCAGAAUCUGUUUCCGUCGAAAUGCCCAGAUAUUCCAGUUGUGGUUAGUCGCUUUGGAUCUUGUAACGUACAGAUCGUGAACUCAAUGCAGGACCUUCACACCGCAACUGAGAAAACAAACGUCCCGAAUCUAGUGAUUGUAAUAAAAGAAGGAAGGUACCAGCUUCCAGAGCCCUUGGCUAUUCCCGAAAAUUGUGUUGUUGUUGGUCUUGGCGACGUCCAAGUUAUGUGCUCUAAAGGUGUUCCAUUAAAGAUUGAUCCAACCAUUUACAUGGAGAACAUUGUACUUACGCCGACAGAGGAGUCCAUUCAAAGACUUAUAGAAAAGGCAAAAUUAUGUCUCGAAGGUGGCCAUAUUAAUACAGCUUUGGGAUUGUAUAAAGAAGCUCUUGUUUCAUGUCCAAACCAUCCAAAUAUUCUCACCAGCAGGGCUUUAGCCUACUUAAAAUCUGCUCAACAACAACAAUUUAUUUCGUCCAAGAAGAGGUCUUUAUUACAACUUGCACUAAACGAUGCAGAUGCUGCCAUCAAGGCCGACCCUUCCUGGCUGCUUGGUUACCACACCAAAGCAGUAGCCUUAUCAGAACUUGACAGAAAGCCGGAAGCACUGGCCACUGCCGCAGUGUUUAAACACCUAAGCCGAGGUCGGGAUGUGUCGGAAGUUAUUCAGCACUAUGGAGAGCUUCAAGUCCACGUUGUUGAAAGGUCGGACCAGCUGCAGUGUGUUUUUGAAAAUGCCAAGAAACUGAGGGGGAAGGAUCAGAUCAUCUUGAUAAAAGAAGGGAAAUAUGUUUUAGAGAGAAGUAUGGACAUAACACAACAGUCUGUGAUCAUUGGUCACGGGAAAGUAUCAAUAGAAUGCAGGACUGGACCACCUUUUCGCUUUCUGGUAGCAUGUUAUGUAGAAAAUGUAGAAAUGCCUGGGGACUGUGUCAGUAAUCAGGAAUUACAUGACUGCAGAUCAAAUGAGACUGCUUCAGAAGUGAUUCGACUCGCCACACCCUCAGACAAGGACCACAUAAGUGAUGAAUGUAAAGUGAACUAA
Molecule: messenger RNA, 2393 nt
Organism: Pocillopora meandrina
Lineage: Eukaryota; Metazoa; Cnidaria; Anthozoa; Scleractinia; Pocilloporidae
Source: the annotation of a GenBank genome assembly